This is a messenger RNA of Juglans regia (Persian walnut), 3088 nucleotides long. Its product is annotated as probable methyltransferase PMT26. Bases 249 to 2735 code for a protein of 828 amino acids. The transcript has 9 exons. Gene Ontology annotation, molecular function: methyltransferase activity. The record is from RefSeq and is a predicted model, not a curated record. Gene Ontology annotation, cellular component: trans-Golgi network; cytoplasm; endosome. NCBI's taxonomy places the organism in Eukaryota, Viridiplantae, Streptophyta, Magnoliopsida, Fagales, Juglandaceae.
CCACAAAUGAAUAUAAUAAAAUAAUAUAGUUGAACAGGAAGCAACUCAGAUCCUGUCUAUUUGCUUUUAAAAUCUCAUCUUUUCCACUCUCUUUCUAUCCAUUCUCUGCUCUAAGCAACACCAAUCCGUGUCUCUGGUUCUCUCUAAGAAAAAUGGAGGACUAGCUCCCAGUUCUGCUCCCACUCAGACACGCUUCCAUUUUUCCUGUAAGGUGAUAAAUUAUCCAGGAGGAAUAGUGCUAAGAAAACAUGGCGUUAGGGAAAUAUGCUCGAGUAGACAACAGAAGAUCAUCGUCGUCCUACUGCUCGAUGGUGUCUAUUGUCAUUUUUGUGGCGCUUUGUUUAGUUGGGGUUUGGAUGAUGACAUCAUCCUCUGUUGUUCCUGUUCAAAAUGUGGAUGCUCCUCAGGAGAAUAAGGAUGAGGUGAAGGAACAAGUGAGUGAGAGCAAUGGUGGUAAUACUCGGCAAUUUGAGGAUAAUCCGGGCGAUUUGCCCGAGGAUGCGACUAAAGGAGACAUUAAUGUAAAUUCUGAGAGCAGCUCUAACACGGAAGAAACCCAAGAAGAGAAACUGGAAGAGAAGCCUGAGGAAAGACCUGAAGAGAAUCUGGAGGAAAAGACUGAAGAGAGGCUGGAGGAAAAGCCUGAAGAGAGGCUGGAGGAAAAUCCUGAUGCAAAUGAAGAUACCAAGUCAGAUGAUGGAUCAAAUACUGAAGGAAGAGAUGGAGAAAGAAGAACAGAUGAUGAAGAACCAAAUUCAGAUGGUGGGGAGGCAAAAACUGAUGGAGGUGAUGGUUCUGAGCAAGAAGAUGGUGCGGGUGAGAAAAAGUCUGAUUCGAAUGAGAAUGAGAAUAAAUCAGAGAACUCGGAUGAAACCGAGGAUGGAGAAAAGGUGGGUGGUCAGGUAGAGGAGAAGGUGGAGCAAAAUGAGAAGAAGGAAUCGGAUGAAAACUCCAGCGAGAAAAAGGAAAAUGAUCAGCCCCAAAACCAGAGUUUAAAUGAGGUAUUUCCUUCUGGUGCUCAAUCAGAGAUUUUGAAUGAAUCUACCACCCAAAGUGGGGCUUGGUCAACUCAAGCAACAGAGUCAAAGAAUGAGAAAGACUUUCAAAAAUCUUCCGCCCAACAGACCAGCUAUGAUUGGAAACUUUGCAAUGUCACUGCUGGGCAUGAUUACAUCCCAUGCCUUGACAAUUGGCAAGCAAUUAGAAGUCUUAGAAGUACUAAGCAUUAUGAGCAUCGAGAGAGGCAGUGUCCUGAGGAAGCCCCCACUUGCCUUGUUUCUCUUCCUGAAGGAUAUAGGCGCCCAAUUGAGUGGCCUAAUAGCAGGGAAAAGAUCUGGUACCAUAAUGUUCCCCACAUCAAGCUUGCGCAAGUUAAGGGGCAUCAGAAUUGGGUGAAAGUUACUGGAGAAUAUCUCACUUUUCCCGGUGGUGGAACCCAAUUUAAGCAUGGUGCUCUUCAUUACAUUGACUUCAUACAGGAUUCUGUGCCUGAUGUUGCCUGGGGAAAACGCUCCCGUGUUAUAUUGGAUGUUGGAUGUGGAGUUGCUAGCUUUGGAGGUUAUCUAUUUGAUAGAAAUGUGCUUGCUAUGUCAUUUGCCCCAAAGGAUGAACAUGAAGCCCAAGUGCAAUUUGCACUUGAAAGGGGAAUUCCCGCAAUAUCUGCUGUAAUGGGCACAAAGAGACUUCCAUUUCCUGACCGAGUUUUUGAUAUUGUCCAUUGUGCACGCUGUAGAGUUCCAUGGCACAUAGAAGGUGGUAAACUUCUUUUGGAGCUGAAUCGUCUGUUGCGUCCUGGUGGUUUCUUUGUCUGGUCUGCUACUCCAGUAUAUCAGAAGCUUCCUGAAGAUGUUGGAAUAUGGAAUGAGAUGAAGGAAUUAACAAAAGCAAUGUGCUGGGAACUAGUUUCGAUCAGCAAUGAUACAGUAGAUCGAGUCGGUGCAGCUGUAUUUAAGAAACCUACUUCUAAUGAGUGCUAUGAGAAAAGAUCACAAAGUGAGCCUCCUAUCUGCCCAGAGUCCGAUGAUCCUGAUGCAGCCUGGAAUGUGCCAUUGCAAGCGUGCAUGCACAAAGUGCCUGCAGAUGCAUCAGAGCGUGGGUCUCAAUGGCCAGAGCAAUGGCCAGCUAGGUUGGAAAAACCACCUUACUGGUUAUUGAGUUCCCAGGUUGGAGUUUAUGGUAAACCUGCUCCCGAGGAUUUCACUGCUGACUAUGAGCACUGGAAACGAGUGGUGACCAAAUCAUAUCUUAACGGGUUGGGGAUUAACUGGUCAAAUGUGAGGAAUGUCAUGGACAUGAGAUCUGUGUAUGGAGGAUUUGCUGCAGCUUUGAAAGAUUUAAACAUUUGGGUCAUGAAUGUAGUCUCGAUAGACUCCCCAGAUACCCUACCCAUAAUUUAUGAACGAGGUCUAUUUGGUAUAUAUCACGAUUGGUGCCAAUCAUUUAGCACGUACCCUAGGUCCUAUGAUCUUCUCCAUGCAGACCAUCUGUUCUCCAAGAUUAAACAGAGGUGUAAGUUAGUUGCGGUAGUUGUGGAGGUCGAUCGGAUCCUCAGGCCAGAGGGGAAGCUUAUUGUUCGUGACAAUGUUGAGACCAUUAAUGAGCUUGAGAACAUGCUGAAGUCUAUGCAUUGGGAGGUCCGUUUGACAUACUCUAAGGACAACGAGGGAUUGUUGUGUGUUCAGAAGUCCAUGUGGCGACCUAACGAAUCAGAGACAAUCAAGUAUGCAAUCGCUUAAGCGUGAUCAAAUCACUUCUUGAGCUGCUAUUCUUGAGGUCAUAACCCCAAAGAGGUUCGAUACUCCUUUAGUUUUGCUCUUAUUCAUAUUUAUUGCAACUGUACUACCACCAUAAUAGCCCAUAUAUCAUGUUAGAUAUAAAGGUCUUUCAAUCUGUUGUUUUUCGUUCACUCAUUUCUUUGUUUUGAUUUUUAAUAUAUUAAGAGGUUGCUGUCUGAUUUUCACUGUAAUAUCAUACCACUUGUUGUUGAUGGGAAAAUGGGACAUGCUUGCAAGUGUAAAUCACAAUGGUCAAGAUAUCCGAUUAUCCUAGAUUUUUGGUAUUUAUCAUUAUGAAAUGUCGCGUUUACUCU